AUGACUAAAGAGAUAUUACUGUCCUUAGUAUAUAAUGCUAGCACUCAGUUAAGUAACGAAAUAGCAGAACUGAAUGAUGAUAUUCUUUUUUUAGAAAACGAAUUAAACAUAAGAAAAGAUAAGAAAAUUUAUGGCAUAGGGAAAAGAAGGUGGAAAGGAAGGAAAAAAAAAAAAUAUGAAAAAUUAAAUGAGUUUUUAUCAAAAUAUAUUAUGUUUUUAUUGGACGAAAGGAAGAAUGAAUUUACCAGUUCUCAUAAUGAACAUAAAUUGAAGAAAGAUAUUAACAUAAAACAAUUAAUAGAAAAUAUGAAUAAAACGAGUGUAAAUUAUGAACAAGGAAACAUUUCAAUGUUAAACACAACAAUGUUAAAUGAAAUGUAUCAAAAAAGAAAUACACUAAAAGAUAUUUUAAAGUUAAUUCAAAUGAAUAGUAUACAGAAUUUAAGUGAUGAAAAAUCACAAAAGUUAUUUUUAGAUUUAUUGAACAAAAUGAAAGAUAUAAACAAGUCAUACAAAAUAGAAGAAGACAAGGAAAAUAAAUUAAUAAGCAGUAAUAGAAUAAAUAAAUCCAAAAUAGAUAUGAAAAAAAGUGGAAAAGAUAUAAAUAAGGUUGGAAAACAAUUUGUAGACUAUUUAAAUAGUACUAAUGAGGAAAUUUGGGGGGGAGUUGAGGGUUCUUCCACUGCCCCUUCAACAACGUCCUUUGUAGAUUCAAAUAGUGAAAGAAUGAGUGAUUCGGAAAGAAUGAGUAUUUCAAUAAAUGCUAGGAAACAGUUUUUUCUGAAUGGUGUAGGAGACGUAAUGACAGGGAUUGGAGAAAAUGAAGAAGUGAAAAAAGUUGGCAGAAAGGGCAAAUGUGACAAAUAUGACUCAAAUAGCACAAAUGAACAUAGAAAUGGAACUAAAAUCGAAAAAGCAAAUUCAAGCAUUUUUGACUCCUGCACACAUCACGAAUCGCUGAAUAAUUUUUUUUUAAAUGAUAAAUUAAAAACAACGGAAAACGAACAUACAUUAUCGAGUAAGGACAGUUGGAUAAGAAAAAGCUUUAGUAAUACUGAAAAAAAAUGCCCAACAUUACUUAUGGACAAUGAAAAAUUUAAUAAGCAGAGAAUAUUUCAUACUCUAGUAAGAGAAAAAACAAAAUUGAACAGUAACAUUAUUUUAAAAAGUGAAUCUGAUGAAAAUUCAAACAACUAUUUGACAACAUUUAUGAAUACGAAUGAAAAUAGAAGAUCUGUAAAAUGUAAACCAAAAGUAGUAAUAUCACCAUUUCCGCCUUCAUUAAAUAGAAAUAACAAAAAUGUGCAACCAGAAAGGAUUAAUGCAACAAAUGAUAAGGAAGAGAAAAGGAAAAAUCGCUCAAGUUCUUCAAGUUCAUUUUCUUCUUCAUGCUCCUCGUCUGAUUCGAAAGGCAGUGAGUGUGCAUCUAAUAAUCCUAGGAAUCAUUUUGGAAAAAAAAGAUAUCUCUUCAGAAUUAAUAAAAAUGGAAUUGGCUCUUUUUUAGUAAAUAAAGAAGAAGGGAAAUCACGCAGUUAUGUUUACGAUUUUGAACUUGUAUACGAUGACUCCGAUUUGGGAACAGGUACAGAUAUAAGAGGCGGAAAAAGAAGGACAAAUGAAGAGACAAAUGGAGAGGCAAAUAGAGAGGCAAAUGGAGAGGCAAAUAGAGAGGCAAAUGGAGAGGCAAAUAGAGAGGCAAAUGGAGAGGUAAAUAAAGAGGCAGUAAAUAUAACAUCAAAGGAAAUGAAAAUAUUUCAUUUCUCCUUUUUGAAGAGAGGCAAAAAAAUAUGCGGCGUAAAUAAUUUGUACAUGGCGAAGGACAAGGUAGUCAGACUUUUACAAUUUCUUGAUGGUAUUAAUUCCAACAAUGAGAAUGUUAACAUUUUUAAAGGAGGAAAAAAUGACGAUAGACAAAUCCAGUAUAAUGAUAUUGAUGAGGAAGAGGGGAAGAAAAAGAAAAUAAACCUAUUAGAGGAAAAUAUAAAAAAUUUAAGAGAAGAAAAUUUUAGAAGAAAAUAUGAAUUAACAAGAAUAAUUGAUGACAUAAGAAACAAAAAACAUUUUAGUAGUAAUGAAAUAGGGUCAUACAAUAUGGAAUUUAUUGAAACGAAUAGAUUGAGAGGAUUGUAUAUACAACUACUAGAUAAACAAAGUCAAUUAGAGAGAGAUAAAAAUUUUUAUAAAAAUGAGCUAGAGAAAUUAAAGGAAGAUAUAAAAAAUGAUAGAGCCCCUAUAGCUGAUUUUCUGAAAGAGGAAAAGAACAAGUAUAUAGAAAGAGAAAAAAUAUUUUAUAAAAAAGAAAAACGAUUUUUAAAAAUAAAAAAUCAAUUAAAAAAAAAAGUUAUUGAACUUGAGAAUGCAUUAGAAUUAACUCAAGAUCAGUUAAGCCUAGAAAAGGGUUUAAAUGAAAAUUUACAUGUUAGAAUUGAAGAGAAUAGAAUUAUUUUAGAAAAAAAAGAAUCUGAAACAAACAAUACAAAUAAAAUGAAUGAAUCUAAAAUAAGCACAUUGAACACAGAGCGUGAACAGUUAAGGGAAUCCAUUAAAAUGGAAAUAAAAGAAAAAGAAAAGUUAAUAGAAGAAAUAACUAUGUUAAAAAAAGAUCAAACCUUUGAAAACUUUCGAAAAGUUGUGUUACACAAAAUUACUAAAACAAAUGGUGAUAUAAAAUAUUUAGCCGAAAUACUUGAAUUACUAACAAAAGAACUUGAACAGAAAAUUAUCCAAGAAAAUAAAAGUUCAAAAGAAGUAGAAGAAUUACAAGAGAGUUAUCAAAAAAAUGUGGAGUUACUAAAUAUAACAAAAACACAACUAGGUGAAGACAAAAAAAAAAUAAAAAAUUUGAACGAACAGAUAUCGUACUUGAGUGAAAAAAAUACAAACUUAAUAGAAAGCAUAAAAUAUUUAUUAUUACAGAAUAGUGAAAAAGGAAAAAAAAAAGAAACGAGCACUGAAGAAUGUUUUCUUUUUUCCGAUGAUGAAAGGAAAAGACGGAAGGAAAAAUUGACUCAUGACAGCAAAUAUAGCGGCCAAUAUGAAGACAAAUAUGAAGACAAAUAUGCCAUACCUCACAUUUCAAAUUAUGGGAAAAAACGAUGUAGCAAAAAUAAACAAAGUGUAACAGUUUUUUCGGAUAACAGCAGUAGAUCCUCAUUCUUGUAUAACAAUUCUGAUACAAAGAGCAGUAAUUCUUUUGAGGAAUUAAUGAACAGCGUGAAUGAGCCAUUCCUUGCGUAUCGAGGUCUAAUAAAGCAUAAUAUAGUAUAA
Plasmodium malariae is the source of this 3267-nucleotide messenger RNA. Its product is annotated as conserved Plasmodium protein, unknown function. Lineage: Eukaryota; Apicomplexa; Aconoidasida; Haemosporida; Plasmodiidae. The coding region runs from base 1 to 3267 and encodes 1088 amino acids. The transcript has a single exon. The record is from RefSeq and is a predicted model, not a curated record.